Messenger RNA from Diplodia corticola, 855 nucleotides. RefSeq names its product c6 zinc finger domain containing protein. The record is from RefSeq and is a predicted model, not a curated record. The transcript has 3 exons. The coding region runs from base 1 to 855 and encodes 284 amino acids. NCBI's taxonomy places the organism in Eukaryota, Fungi, Ascomycota, Dothideomycetes, Botryosphaeriales, Botryosphaeriaceae.
AUGCCGCAGCUCGGCCGCCGCGCGCCCGGCGAUGACGCCUCUGCCUCCUCCGCACUGCCCACCACGCUGGUUGCGACGCGCACAUCCGGAUCCGCGUCGGCCACUGCCCUGGUCGUCGACACUGGCUCCACCGCGACCUCCAUUCCGCAGCCCUUCGACACCAGCCUGGGCUCCAACUUUACCAGCUCCAACUGCCCCAAUUUCUUCAAUUCCUUCCUCGAAAACAGCACUUUUGUCGAUUGCGUGCCGCUGUCCCUCCUGCUCCAAACCUCAAGCGCCUUCUUCGAUGUCACCCGCUCCCUCGUGCGCACUACACAGGUGCUCGACGCGUCAUGCUCGGCCAAUUUCGCCCAGUGCAGUGCCCUGAUGGACAAUUUGGCCGCGCAGCUCAUCCACGACGACCAUUGCGGCGCAGACUACAAGGCCAGCAAUCCCACCGUGCUGCAGGCCUACAAAGGACUUGUGGCGUACGAGCCUGUCUAUCAGGCUGGCUGCUUGCGGGAUGACUCGGGAAGCUACUGCUUCGCCAAUGCCAUAACGAAUUCCUCGUCGCCCACGGAUUCCUACCCUUAUUACCUCCCUGUCGGUGUGGCAUUGCCCGGAGGCUCCCGGCCAACGUGCAACUCGUGUCUGCAAACGACCAUGGACGCGUUCUGGACAUACACCUCGAAUAAAACGCAACCGAUCAGCCAGACGUAUGCGCAAGCUGCAGGCGUGGUCAACAUACAGUGCGGGCCCAAUUUUGUGAACGCGACAGUGUCCAAGUCCACCACUAGCGGAGUAGCGCCCAACGCGGCGGUGCCAGGGCUGUCUUCGGCGGCCUUGCUCCUCGCCUUGUCCGCACUUCUGCUGUAA